Sclerotinia sclerotiorum 1980 UF-70 is the source of this 804-nucleotide messenger RNA. RefSeq lists its product as hypothetical. Gene Ontology annotation, molecular function: U2 snRNA binding; protein binding. The record is from RefSeq and is a predicted model, not a curated record. Gene Ontology annotation, cellular component: U2 snRNP. NCBI's taxonomy places the organism in Eukaryota, Fungi, Ascomycota, Leotiomycetes, Helotiales, Sclerotiniaceae. Gene Ontology annotation, biological process: mRNA splicing, via spliceosome. Bases 1 to 804 code for a protein of 267 amino acids. The transcript has 4 exons.
AUGCGUCUUACAGCGGACCUAAUCCAAUCCUCCCUCUCCUACCUCAAUCCGCUCAAGGAACGCGAAUUAGAUCUUCGAGGUCAUAAGAUUCCGGCGGUGGAGAAUUUGGGGGUUGCGGGGCCACACGAUGCAAUUGAUUUCACAGACAAUGAUAUCCAAGUUCUGGGCAACUUCCCCCUCAGUCCACGUCUAAGAACUCUUCUCCUAGCUCGCAAUCGCGUCUCGAGUAUCUCACCUACAUUGUCGAAAUCAUUACCAAAUCUGACGACGUUGGUUUUGACAAGUAAUAAUGUGGCAGAGUUGGCAGAUUUGGAUGCAUUGGCUGGGUGUGCGAGGUUGACGAGUUUGGUUUUGAUGGAGAAUCCUGUGACUAGGAAGGAGCAUUAUAGGGAAUGGGUCCUAUUUCGAUGUCCAAAUGUGAGAUUUUUGGAUUAUAAGAAAGUCAAAGCUGCAGAGCGAGAAAGAGCGCAAGAAUUAUUUGGUACAUCUGCAGAACCAUCUACUCUUGCAUCGAAGGUAAACAUCUCUUUAUCCUCCUUUCCCCUCGUCAUUUUACCAACAUGGUUCCUCCAGAUUAUGGGCAUCAAAUCUCGCACAUUCGAUACAACCAGCACGACUAAUGGCGCUUCUGCAUCCUCAACAUCCAAAUCCUACCGCGUCAAGCUUACCGAUAAAGAACGAAAGAAGGUCGAAGAAUUAAUCAAGAAUGCAAAGAGUUUGCAGGAGAUUAUCAAACUAGAGAAAGAGUUGAAUGAAGGAAGGGUUCCAGCUGCCGCGCAGGGCGAUGAUCCAAUGGAGCAAUAA